GCAAGCUUGGAAAUUGACUGGUCUGAAGCGGUGGUUGGUCCAAGCACGCAUUUUUCACUCGUCUUCUUCCAGUGUAUUGCUCCAGUUGAUUAAUCAUGGCCCGCGACCUUCUCCACCCUUCCGCCUCUGAGGAACGCAGCAAGCACAAGCUCAAGCGCCUGGUUCAGUCGCCCAACUCGUUCUUCAUGGACGUCAAGUGCCCUGGCUGCUUCAACAUCACGACCGUCUUCAGCCACGCCCAGACCGUCGUCCUCUGCGGCUCGUGCUCGGUCAUGCUCUGCCAGCCCACGGGCGGCAAGGCCCGCUUGACCGAAGGCUGCUCGUUCCGCAAGAAGACCGAUUAAAUGUAGUUCAGGCACGCCCGAGGUCGCGUCCGUGGUACGCCAGCACAGGAACGCGUCACUCGGGGCAUAGGCAGUGAACGCCUGUAUGCGCGCUUGUCCCCGGCCAAGCGUCGUCUUGCGCUCUUAACAUUUGAAACGAAGAAGACGAUGUUUAUGCCUUGCGCCA
Molecule: messenger RNA, 510 nt
Organism: Saprolegnia parasitica CBS 223.65
Lineage: Eukaryota; Oomycota; Saprolegniomycetes; Saprolegniales; Saprolegniaceae
Product: 40S ribosomal protein
Exons: 3
Coding region: 96-344 (82 amino acids)
Biological process (GO): translation; ribosomal small subunit assembly
Cellular component (GO): cytosolic small ribosomal subunit; ribosome
Molecular function (GO): structural constituent of ribosome; RNA binding
Source: RefSeq, a predicted model, not a curated record